CGCGCGCAGGCUCCGCGACGGAGCCGGAGCCGCCUGCGCGCAUCGGUGUCCGCGGCGGGUAGCCGCUGAGCACUUGGAACACCCAGUCCCCGCCGCGCUGGACACCAUGAGUUGCUAAAAGUGAGCCUGACUUUUCAGCUGCCUUGGGGCGCGGCGUCAGGGGCACAGAGCCAUGUCGGACCUGCUACUCCUGGGCCUCAUUGGGGGCCUGACCCUGCUGCUGCUGCUGACGCUGCUGGCCUUUGCCAGGCACUCAGGCCUGCUGGCUGGGGUGGCUGUGAGCGCCGGCUCACCCCCCAUCCGCAACGUCACCAUGGCUUACAAGUUCCACGUGGGGCCCUACAGCGAGACGGGGCGGCUCUUCACGGAGAGCUACAGUGUCUGCCCCAGGCUGCGCUCCGUUGCCAUCUACUACGACAACCCACACCUGGUGUCCCCCGAGAAGCGCCGCUGUGCAGUGGGCAGCAUUCUGAGCGAAGGCGAGGAGUCGCCCUGCCCGGAGCUCCUCCAGCUCUACCAGAAACUUGGCUUCAAAGUGUUCUCCUUCCCAGCACCCAGCCACGUGGUGACGGCCACCUUCCCCUACACCACCGCCCUGUCCAUCUGGCUGGCUGCCCGCCGUGUCCAUCCUGCCUUGGACACCUACAUCAAGGAGCGGAAGCUGUGCGCCCACCCUCGGCUGGAGAUCUACCAGCAGGACCAGAUCUACUUCGUGUGCCCGCUGGCACGGCAGGGGGACUUCUAUGUGCCCGAGGUGAAGGAGACCGAGCGGAAGAGCCGGGGGCCCGUGGAGGCCAGUGACGCCCAAACGGACGGCGCAGGAGCUGACAGGACAAGUGAAGGAAGCUCCGUGAGCCUGGAGGUGGGUCCUGGCAGCCGGGAGACUUCAGCCGCCACGCUGUCCCCCGGGGCGAGCGGCCGUGGCUGGGACGACAGUGACAACCGCAGUGAGCACAGCUACAGCGAGUCAGGCGCCAGCGGCUCGUCCUUUGAGGAGCUGGACCUGGAGGGCGAGGGACCCCUGGGGGAGCCAAGGCUCAGUCCUGAGGCUGAGCCCCCGGGGACUCCCAAGCGGGCCCGGGAGCUCAGUACCCCUGAGAAGGGCGAAGAGUGACCCCCGGCCCGCGGCCUUCCCUGAUGCGGUCGCCAGGAACGGAUCAGACUCUUCGGCCCUCCUCCUCCGCCACCUCCCGGGCCCAGGCUGGGGCCAGGGGUCUCAGGGGACCUCAUCGCUUCGACUGCCCUGGCCUCUAGCCAAGCCCUCUCCUCGCUGCCCUUCCAGCUCCCGGGGCCGGAGGGGCAGGGGCUGUUUUCUGCACCCAGCCCGGGACUGCUGUCUCUCUUACAUCUCUCUUCAGACUCACGUUGGAGCUUCCAGGACCCAGAAUAAAGCAAAAGAUUUUCUCGUUUCACCUGGA
Messenger RNA from Phyllostomus hastatus (greater spear-nosed bat), 1418 nucleotides. RefSeq names its product testis expressed 264, ER-phagy receptor (gene TEX264). The coding region runs from base 173 to 1114 and encodes 313 amino acids. NCBI's taxonomy places the organism in Eukaryota, Metazoa, Chordata, Mammalia, Chiroptera, Phyllostomidae. Gene Ontology annotation, cellular component: endoplasmic reticulum membrane; replication fork; autophagosome membrane. The transcript has 6 exons. Gene Ontology annotation, biological process: reticulophagy; protein-DNA covalent cross-linking repair. The record is from RefSeq and is a predicted model, not a curated record.